AUGCGUUGCGAGUACGCGAAGCUCAAGACAUCGCAGCUGGAGACUUGGUGGGAAGGUGCUACGCCUGCUGAGCCCGCUACAGCGGUCAAUGGCAAGAAAGUUCUGGCGACUCCGAAAUGGGCCUACACAGAGGCUCUGGACAAGAUCAAUGGUACUGUGACGCAGGUUAUUGAGCCUGGACACGCCUUGAGCACCACCACGCUUGUGGACGACACUGCCUACCGAUUUCAGUUGGUCGCGAAUGAGAGUGAGGUUCCUGCGGUGAAAGCUCAGGCAAGAUAUGGCUUUGCGUUGAUGCUCGUUCUCAUGCUCUUCCCAAUCUUGACGACAUGCGCAACCUUCAUCCCGGGUGUACGACCCGUGAUCAACUGGGCAAGACUUCACCUUGUAUACCCGCCAUUGUUUGGAAGACGCCACAUGCAGCUGCAUCCCUGGUUCUUCGGCAACGUGCCAACUCUGGGCCAAAGCAUCUACAUCUUCCUCGGAUUCGCCUUGACAGUAAUCUUCAUGGGUCCUAGCUACAAGUUCGCUGGCUGGCCAAACUCCGUGGGCCCAAACGUCUACGACGCCGUACUCAACUGGGUCAUGCGACGCACCGGACUGCUUGGCUGCGCGAUACUCGCGGUUGUCUUCAUGUUCGCAGGAAGGAACAGUCCAGUGCUGUAUCUUAGCGAAUAG
Fulvia fulva is the source of this 678-nucleotide messenger RNA. RefSeq lists its product as uncharacterized. Bases 1 to 678 code for a protein of 225 amino acids. NCBI's taxonomy places the organism in Eukaryota, Fungi, Ascomycota, Dothideomycetes, Mycosphaerellales, Mycosphaerellaceae. The transcript is spliced from 2 exons. Gene Ontology annotation, cellular component: plasma membrane. The record is from RefSeq and is a predicted model, not a curated record. Gene Ontology annotation, biological process: intracellular iron ion homeostasis; copper ion import; iron ion transport. Gene Ontology annotation, molecular function: ferric-chelate reductase activity.